AUGCCACGUGGAAGCCGAAGCCACACCUCCUGCAGGGCCCCUCCCACCAGCCGGGCAACUCAGAUGAGAGCUACACCCAGGCCAGCACCAGCAGCUCAGCCGCCAGCAGUGGCACCCCCAUCUGCAGUUGGCUCUCCUGCUCCUGCGCCCCAGCAGCCAAGUCUGAUGGCCCAAAUGGCAACCACAGCAGCUGGCGUGGCUGUAGGCUCUGCUGUGGGGCACACACUGGGUUAUGCCCUCACUGGGAGCUUCAGUGGAGGAAGUAAUGGUGAGCCUGCAAAACCUGACAUCACUUACCAGCAGCCUCAGGGAACCUGGCCAGCACAGCAGCAGCAGCCUUGUUUCCAUGAGAUCAAACAGUUUUUGGAGUGUGCCCAGAACCAGGGUGACAUCAACAAGCUCUGUGGGGUUUUCAAUGAGGUUCUCAAACAGUGCAGACUUGCAAACAGAUAG
Molecule: messenger RNA, 453 nt
Organism: Pongo pygmaeus (Bornean orangutan)
Lineage: Eukaryota; Metazoa; Chordata; Mammalia; Primates; Hominidae
Product: coiled-coil-helix-coiled-coil-helix domain-containing protein 2-like
Exons: 1
Coding region: 1-453 (150 amino acids)
Biological process (GO): mitochondrion organization; positive regulation of transcription by RNA polymerase II
Cellular component (GO): nucleus; mitochondrion
Molecular function (GO): sequence-specific DNA binding
Source: RefSeq, a predicted model, not a curated record